Messenger RNA from Epinephelus moara (kelp grouper), 3787 nucleotides. RefSeq names its product toll-like receptor 21 (gene tlr21). The record is from RefSeq and is a predicted model, not a curated record. Lineage: Eukaryota; Metazoa; Chordata; Actinopteri; Perciformes; Serranidae. Gene Ontology annotation, molecular function: protein binding; transmembrane signaling receptor activity. Gene Ontology annotation, cellular component: membrane. Gene Ontology annotation, biological process: inflammatory response; toll-like receptor signaling pathway; immune response. The transcript is spliced from 5 exons. The coding region runs from base 454 to 3393 and encodes 979 amino acids.
CUUUCUCACUUAGUGUGUUAAAAUAUCCACGGGAUGACAAGCUCUCUGAGGAGGUGAGGUGAACAGCGUUCCUUUGAACAGAUUGAGCACAAAGGAGAAGUUUCAGUUGGCUGUAAUCUGCAACCUCACCACUAGAUGCCACUAAAUCCUACACACUGGACCUUUAAAAAGACUUCCUUUUUAGGAUUUGAAAUCCAUAGCAAGCCAUGCUAAAGAGACUCCAGGUUAGCUGAAGGUCAGCAAAAUUUAGAGGAAAAGGCACCAGGUCGUCGAUGUAUGACGCACAUUUUAGUUGAUGAAAAGCCACAGGGAGCCAGUGGAGAGGGUCUUGAAGGCUGCAUACCCCUGUUCUAGAUUCCUGUAACACGUUCAUCUGGUGAACAAAAGGCCCAACAAACAAAAACUGAUGAAAGUAAUGUAAAGGACAAAUUCUCUGCAUGACAACAAGACAAAAUGGCGAGUCUAACUUAUCAGCUGUUGUCAGUUACACUUGCUCUCUGUGCUGUUCACCUCAUCAGUGGUUACAGCUUCAGGAACUGCAUCGAAGACCCAUACCCAUAUGGACAAAGUUUCAAAUGCAUCCUUCGGAAGGAAAGUAACUUGUCUGCUGUUAUAGGAGACCUGCCACAAACUGCUGUCAAUCUCACCAUCACCAUUAACCCUGUGUGGCACAUUCCCAACAUGAGCUUUGUUAAUCUAACAAACCUAGAAUACCUCAGGCUAGAUCAUAAUUACUUAAGGAAAAUCGAUCCGUUCGCUUUCCAAAACUUGACUCGACUCAAAUCUCUGAAUGUGUCCUCUAACAACAUAUCAAAGCUCAACCCUUAUGUGUUUAAAGACCUGCGCAACCUCACCUAUCUCUCGCUGACAAACAAUUCAUUAAAGCAGCUCCCUGUCGGCAUUUUCUCCACUCUUGUCAAUCUGGACACUUUAAUCAUGAGGCAAAACUUUCUGACAAAUUUCUCAGGGAUUGCUGAGUCUGUGUCACAUCUACCAAAGCUGAGGGUACUAGAUCUUUGCUUUAACAAUUUAACCAAUCUCAAACACUCAAAUGCGUCUCUACCCAAAUCUCUCACGACAUUAUAUAUCUGUAGAAAUAAUCUGUUAACAUUAGGAUGUCACCAGUCGUUUCUUGGGUUCAUUCAGCUGCUAGAUUUGUCAUACAAUCCUCGGCUCCCUACAAUGGCUUUUCAAGGGGUGGAUUUGAGUCAUAUAAACUAUCUGCGCUUGCGUUCAACAAGUGUUAAGGUAGUGGAGUUUUUAAACAUCAGCAAUGUCAACGCAGGUAACGUUGACUUCUCUGGCAUGGGUCUUAAAAAUGACACCCUGCUCACAGAGCUAUGUACAUCGCUGAAGGGAAAAGUGAAAUCGAUUAAACGAAUGGGCCUGAGUAAUAACGGGAUCAAGAAUCUAACAAACUACACACUGCAGUACUGUCCUACUAUCACAGGGAGUUUGAAUCUGUCCCACAACAACCUGAAAAGCACAGAUUGUCUUAAGUUUCUUGAUAAACACACACAAAUAAAAAGUUUAAAUGCAGAGCAUAACCAUAUCACCAGUCUUCAAUCCUGUAAAACAGAAAAUAUGGUUUAUUUAAACCAUCUGGAAGAGCUAAGCUAUCGUUACAACCGCAUCCUCUCAGUCAACGCCUAUGCUUUCAGUCAUACACCAAAUAUCAAGACACUAAAGCUUAACAUAAACACAGUUUCUUUUCUCCACCGGAAAGCUCUCAAAGGGCUAAAAAGCCUCGAGAUGCUCCGUUUGGACAAUAAUCUCUUAACUGAUUUGUUCAAUGACACCUUUGAAGAUAAUGUCAACCUGCAAACCCUUAACCUACGCAACAAUCGCAUUGCUGUCAUUUUCAAUGGAACCUUCCUCAGUCUCAGGAAUCUGACUACACUGGACCUAGGAGGUAAUAAGAUCACUCAUUUUGAGCAAUCUGGCCUCGAUGGACUAACAAGUCUGUCCAAAUUUUAUCUAGAUGGAAAUAACCUCAAAGAGAUUGACACCUCCCUCUAUCGUAUAUUUCAAGACACACUAACAGUGCUGGAUUUAAAAAGUAAUCAGAUUUGCUUCUUCCACAAAGUGACCAGGUCACCAUUUAUGAAUCUCAGUAAACUAAGUGAUUUGAAAUUGGAUGGGCAACGGCCACAUGGCCUCUCAGUAUUGCCCCAAAAUUUUUUCCGUGGCCUCCACUCACUGAAAUCUCUGUAUCUCACCAACAAUAACAUCUAUUAUCUUGCUCCUGAUGCCUUUGAUGAUCUGACAAACUUAACUUUCCUCUCACUGGAAAGCUGCUGUGUUGGGGUGGCACAGCUGCAACCUGGCAUUUUUAAGAAUCUAAGAAAUUUAAACAUAUUGAGUAUGGAAAAUAUGGGCAUUCAGACCUUCUCAAAGGAGGUUUUUGGGAAUCUUACAAAGUUGCACAAACUGCAGCUCAACCGCAAUGUGAUGCAGAGCAUUCAUUUUGAGAUACUAGACAGUUUACCUGAACUCCACUACCUUGAUAUACGCAAUACUCCUUUGAGCUGCACCUGCAAGAACCACUUGCUGCAAAACUGGACAUUGCAUAACCGCCGUGUCCAGGUGGUCUAUCUCUACAAUAUGACGUGCCUGGAUGAUGACCAACACAAUUUCUACAACUUUAAGACCAAUGUUUGUUACAUAGAUCUAGGAGAGUACCUGUUCUUGAGCACAGCCAUUGUGAUUUUUCUGUUCACAGUCACUCCAUUACUUUAUGUCAAACUCUACUGGAAGAUGAAGUACGGCUACUAUGUGUUUCGCUCCUGGUUUAGUGAUCAGUGGCGCAGACUCCGAGAGCAGGAGGAAAAUUGCAAAUAUGAUGCAUUUAUUUCCUACAAUUCCUCUGAUGAACAAUGGGUCAUUGAGCAGUUAAUGCCCAACCUGGAGGGAAAUGGAUCAUCUUUUAAACUUUGCCUACAUCACAGGGACUUUGAACUUGGCCGUGAUAUUGUGGACAACAUUGUCUCUGCUGUGUACAGCAGCCGUAAAACUAUCUGUGUGGUGAGCAGGAACUUCCUGAAAAGUGAAUGGUGUUCUCUGGAAAUCCAACUGGCAAGCUACCGGCUCUUCGACGAGCACCGGGACGUUCUCCUGCUCGUGUUUCUGGAGCCAAUCUCUGAGAGGCAGUUGUCGUCCUAUCACCGCAUGAGGAAAGUCAUGUUGAAAAAGACAUAUCUGCAGUGGCCUGGCUCAGACUGCACUAACCCCACACAGGCCCAAGAGCUGUUCUGGAAUCAGCUACGUAGGGCGAUGAGAACAGAGAGCAGAUUUGAAACAGAGAAAAACUACAGUGAAGGUCGUGAAAAAAAAGGCAGAACAGAACAUGUUGAUGCUCACACCUCAGAUGAAAACUAUUACUUGCUUCCAUAAAAUGUUUUGACAUUUUUACUGGUGAUUGUCAAGACAAACUUCUCACUGUGAUAAAUGAAUAAUACAGUUUUCUGCUGCAGGGAAUGGGUCAUGAAAAUAUGAUGUAAAUGUGCAGUGUGACAAUUCAUACAAGCAUGAAUCAGAAAUGUAAUUUAAAAUCAUAUACUCAGUUUAAUCAUAUUUAGCAAUGCUUGACAAUGCAUGUCUUUUUUUUAAUUAUCCCACAGUUGUACAAGAGUGUUUCAUUACAUUUAAAUGUUUCCUACAUACACAACUAAAUAUCAAACAGCUUUCACAGUAGCAUGUUCUUGGCUCUUGGUCUGUAAAUAAUCUCCCAUGACGAAGAAAUGUGUACAGUUCUGCAUAAUAACAUAAAUGCUCCAAGGAUGCAAAC